GGAAAAAAUGGACACAAUUAAUGCAAAGAAACACGUACAAGAUGGAUCUCAACCAGAUAAAGUGAUUGCAAGACACACAGAUCGAGCAGGAAUAGCAAGAGUAGAUGCUACAUAUUCAAAAAAUGGGUAAGCAAUUUGCAUAUACUAUCUUUAUCCACAUCAAGAUCUAUAUUUUUUUGUUUAUAAAUCAAACUUUUUAAUUUUGUAACUGAUUUUAAACAACGUCUCUAAUAACAGGUUACUUAUUAUUAUCGCCUAGUUUUUUUUUCUUUUCUUCCGUCAAUUAUCCGCAACGGAGGUCGAACAAUUUUCCUUCGAAAUCGUUGUCUUUAAUUGUUGUUAUUAACUUAUCGACAAUUUGAACGCGCUCGAAUUCAGUAGAACGCAAUCAGUUAGCUUGAAAGUGGAAGAACUCAACAAGCACUUUUCUAUUGUUGUAAAAUUUAUCCGAGCGAUUUAACGCGUACCGUGUAUGAUACUUAAAGAUCUACUCGAUUUAGCGAAUAGUAUAAAACUCGAUCGAAUUACAAAGGUUGAUUAUCCCGUCGUUGUUUUGAAAAUUGUACGGUGAUGUUUGAAAGGAAGACAAAGGAGAAUAAAGAAACGUUAUCAGCCGAUCAAAUUACAAGAAACACGUUAACUCGGGGCUGAAUUAUUUUCUAAUCAAACGAAGACCGGAUCGAUUUUCGAAAUUUGAUCUUCGUCGCUUACUCUCUCGAGUCAAGGGAAUCGUACAGAGAACACGCUAUAUUCGCGUUUACUUCCAGUGGAACCGCGUCUUUGCCGUGCCGUAUUCAAGCGAAAUCGUGUGUUUUAACGUGGCGUUUUUUAAUUAUAACUAUAACUUCUCCGGUGCGUUUUUCGGUUCGCGAUGCAGAAACUUUUGUCUACGUGGAAAUAUAAGUUACUGAGUUCUUCUCAGAAUGUUUGGGACGACGACGAUGACGACGACUACGAAGGCACGACGACGCACACGGUUCGAGUUCCUCGGUCGCAGGAAAUUAAAGAUUUCUCGAAUGCCAUCUCCGAGGUGAAAAUUAAUAUCGAAGGAAUGAGAUGUCAGAGCUGCGUGAAAAACAUCGAAGGAACCGUAGGCAGUCGAUCAGGGGUUGUAAGCAUCGAGGUAGUAUUGGAGGAGAAAAUUGCUUCCAUCGAGUACGAAGUGAACCAAGUUACACCCAACGAAUUGGUCGAAGCUAUAGAGGACAUGGGGUUCGUAGCUUCUUUGCACGGGGACGAGAGUAGCUGUGCCAAUAAUAAACAAAACAGUCCUCCGUUGGAAUCCACCCUUAGCACUUGUAGUAUACACGUCGAUGGAAUGACUUGUAUGUCUUGCGUGAAUACCAUUACAGGACUUUUAUCGGAGAAGUCGGAAAUAAGCGAAGCGAACGUCAGCUUAGAGGACAAGGAAGCCAAAGUUUCGUACAGCAGCAAGGAUAUAACGGCUGAACAAAUAGCCCGGUGCAUCGAAGAAAUGGGUUUCGAUGCAUUUGUCAAGGCAGUAAAUGGCAAAGUUCUCGUGACAACGACAGACUCGGCGUCGAAAAGUAACGCAACGAACGGACAAGUUCAAUUGCAAUUGAACGGUGUCGGCGGUGGCGGUGGCGACGAUGCGAAAGCUCAGAAUCAAGUAGCAAAAUGUUUUCUGCAUAUAACGGGGAUGACUUGCGCUUCCUGUGUUACUGCUAUAGAAAAGCACUGUAAAAAGUUGUACGGCGUGAAUAGUAUAUUGGUAGCACUGAUGGCUGCCAAAGCAGAAGUCACGUUCGAUCCAGAGAAAAUAAGAGCGGCUGACAUUGCCUCUAGUAUAUCCGAAUUGGGCUUCCCUACCACAUUGAUCGAGGAACCUGGAACCGGGGAAGGAGAGAUUGAAUUAAAAAUUACAGGUAUGACGUGCGCAUCUUGUGUAAAUAAAAUAGAAUCGACCGUAAAGAAACUGCCGGGUGUCCAUUUAGCUGCGGUUGCACUAGCAACUCAGCGUGGUAAAUUUAAAUACGACGUGGAAAAAAUUGGCAUCAGAGACAUCGUAGAAAGUAUCAACAAGCUUGGUUUUACAGCGACCUUGUUUAGUAACAGGGAUAAAGAAAAUCGGGAUUAUUUGGAUCAGAGAGAAGAAAUAAACAAAUGGCGAGCAGCGUUUUUAGUGUCUCUAAUCUUUGGCAUACCGUGCAUGUUAGCCAUGACAUACUUUAUGGUUGUCAUGUCCAUCGGUGGAAAGUCGCACGAGGACAUGUGUUGUGUGAUACCUGGUCUUUCUUGGGAGAACUUAAUUCUUUUUAUCUUUUCCACGCCUGUACAGUUUUUUGGCGGUUGGCAUUUUUACGUUCAAGCUUACAAAGCUUUAAAACACGGUACAACCAAUAUGGAUGUUUUAAUUUCUAUGACCACUACGAUAUCUUACUUGUAUUCGGUAGCCGUGCUUACAGCGGCCAUGGUAAUGCAAGAGCGCGUUAGUCCUCAGACAUUUUUCGACACGCCUCCGAUGUUGCUUGUGUUCAUCAGUUUGGGGAGGUGGUUGGAGCACGUUGCAAAGGGAAAAACGUCGGAAGCGUUGUCAAAGCUGUUGUCGUUAAAGGCAACGGAUGCAGUUUUAGUCACCUUAGGUCCAAACAAUGAAAUAUUAUCCGAACGUUUAAUCAGUAUAGACCUGGUACAACGGGGAGAUGUAUUGAAGGUAGUGCAAGGUACCAAGGUUCCCGUCGACGGCAGAGUUCUCUCGGGACAUUCGACUUGCGAUGAGAGCCUAAUAACUGGAGAAAGUAUGCCGGUACCAAAGAAAAAAGGAUCGGUCGUGAUCGGUGGUUCGAUAAAUCAAAAUGGCCCGCUACUGAUUAUCGCGACGCAUACGGGAGAGCACACGACAUUGGCACAAAUUGUUCGAUUAGUAGAAGAAGCGCAAACGAAUAAAGCGCCUAUUCAACAUUUAGCUGAUAAAAUAGCGGGUUACUUCAUUCCCCUUGUUAUAGCAGUUUCUAUAGUGACUUUGUUCGUUUGGAUACUAGUGGGAUAUUUAAAUAUAAAUCAAUUGCCGAUUUCGCACAACGAUCAGAUUAAUACAAAUGGCAUGAAUAGGGAAGAGAUCAUAUUCCAGUACGCUUUUCGAAGCGCUCUCUCCGUAUUAGCAAUAGCCUGUCCAUGUGCGUUGGGAUUGGCUACGCCAACCGCUGUCAUGGUUGGUACCGGAGUAGGCGCACUAAACGGUAUUUUGAUAAAAGGUGCCGAACCUCUAGAAAAUGCGCAUAAAGUUAAAUGCGUUGUAUUCGACAAGACGGGGACGAUAACCCACGGUGUGCCAGUGGUGACAAAAAUAGGUCUAUUCGUAGAUGAAAAAGUCUGCUCGUUAGCAAAAUUUUUAGUUAUUGUUUGUACAGCCGAAACGAAUAGCGAGCAUCCAAUUGCAUCCGCAAUUGUUCGCUUCGUGAAGGAAACGAUCAACUCCGAAGCAACCGGGAAAUGUUCUAACUUUCAGGCGGUCGCUGGUUGUGGUCUCAAGUGCAAAGUUUCGCACAUCUCGACUACUUUGGCAGAUGCUUCGAAAUCUGAAAAAAUUAUCAACUAUGUGAAUCAGGAAAAAAAAUUGCCUUCCGGAACGUAUACUUUGAACAACGUGCCGAUUGACGUUGUGCCGUUAGGGAGCGCCAGUCAAGAAAGGCAGAAUAUAAAUCUAGAAUUAUUACUGAGUCCCGAUUCUCACGGUGACCAAACUAAUACCGACGAUGUAUACGAAAUAUGCAUCGGUAAUAGGGAAUGGAUGCGAAGAAACGCUGUAACCACAUCGCAAGAGGUAGAGGCGAGAAUGGCUAGCGAGGAAGAUUUAGGUCAUACCGCGGUCUUGGCAGCAAUAAAUAAUGUGUUAGUGGCUAUGAUCAGUGUGGCUGAUACAGUCAAGCCGGAAGCCCACCUAGCAAUUUAUACUUUAAAGAAGAUGGGUUUAGAAGUGAUUCUUUUGACAGGAGAUAAUAGAAAGACUGCAGCCUCUAUUGCUAGACAGGUUGGUAUUACCAGAGUGUUCGCGGAGGUAUUACCUUCGCACAAAGUGGCCAAAAUUCAACGCUUACAAGACCAGGGUUUAAGAGUUGCAAUGGUAGGAGAUGGUGUCAAUGACAGUCCUGCUCUUGCACAGUCGGAUGUUGGUAUCGCGAUCUCUUCUGGUACAGAUGUUGCCGUGGAAGCUGCCGAUGUAGUUCUCAUGCGGAACGACCUUUUGGAUGUGAUCGCGUGUCUGGAUCUAUCUAGAAAAACAGUUCGUCGAAUAAGACUGAAUUUUUUAUUCGCCAGUGUUUAUAAUCUGCUGGGUAUUCCUAUCGCCGCUGGAAUAUUCAGUUCUUUUGGAUUCUUUUUACAACCUUGGAUGUCAUCGGCAGCGAUGGCUCUAAGUUCGGUGUCUGUAGUUGGAAGCUCUUUACUAUUAAAAUUAUACCGUAAACCAACAAAAGCUACUCUAGAAACUCCGGAGUAUAUAACAGCUAUGCACGCUCAUUCCACGGCAAGAAUGAUCGAUUUAGACACGAUAUCCCUUCAUCGUGGUCUGGACGAUUCUGUAAUGCCGAUUAUGCACAGAUCUGCAUCAACGUUGUCCAGGAUAUUCAGGAGAUCUAAAGACGAUGUAGAGGGUCGACUUCUCGGUGACGAUGUAGACGAAAUUGAUUUAGUAACGGAUUUCUCUGGCUAUCGCAAAAACGUAAAGGACCAUACAAACAUAACUCCUUUAUGACUUGUAAGAUAAUCUUUAUUAAAAUAUUUCGCUCACUUAUACAUAUUCUCCGCCAAUGGUAUUUGCUGAUAAUAAUGGUAUUUCUUAUUAAUAGAUACCUUUCACUAAUUUCAAAAUUACAUACAAAUAUAUUUUAUUUUCAUCGUAUAAUUUUCGUAAUAUUACGAGGAGAUCGAAGAAAUCAUUACAAAAAAUAGUUACGGUGCUUUUAUUGAAUAUUCGUAAUUUGUAAUAUUUAUCUUUUACAUAAAUUACAUUAUUAAAUUACUUUUGUAUAUUUCACCAUAUGUUUUAUACUUAUGGCAUUUUAAAGUUUAUAGGGACCAUGUUUUGAUUCAAGUACAUAUAAAAGACUUAUUUAUAUCUCUACAAGAUAUUUUUGAAAUUUACCUAAAGAAAAUAUAUGUACUUGUGCGUGCGUGUGUAGGUAUAUAUAUAUACUUUGUGCCACGUUUUUAACGUAAAAAUGUAUGAUAAUGUAUAGUAAAUAUUUUAUAUAAUA
This is a messenger RNA of Hylaeus anthracinus, 5216 nucleotides long. It is a transcript of the gene ATP7, whose product is annotated as copper-transporting ATPase 1. The coding region runs from base 872 to 4714 and encodes 1280 amino acids. Gene Ontology annotation, cellular component: membrane; trans-Golgi network; perinuclear region of cytoplasm. The record is from RefSeq and is a predicted model, not a curated record. Gene Ontology annotation, molecular function: P-type divalent copper transporter activity; ATP binding; ATP hydrolysis activity. Gene Ontology annotation, biological process: monoatomic cation transport; copper ion homeostasis. The transcript is spliced from 14 exons. Lineage: Eukaryota; Metazoa; Arthropoda; Insecta; Hymenoptera; Colletidae.